Canariomyces notabilis is the source of this 1113-nucleotide messenger RNA. RefSeq lists its product as uncharacterized. The transcript is spliced from 2 exons. Lineage: Eukaryota; Fungi; Ascomycota; Sordariomycetes; Sordariales; Chaetomiaceae. Gene Ontology annotation, cellular component: endoplasmic reticulum membrane. Bases 68 to 859 code for a protein of 263 amino acids. Gene Ontology annotation, biological process: GPI anchor biosynthetic process. The record is from RefSeq and is a predicted model, not a curated record.
ACUGCCUCCCUGAUCACCACGAAAUCCAACCACCAUCGUCACAAUGCCCCUCGUAGACCCUGUGACAAUGUCGUCGGCCCUUGCAAAGGGCUCCUCCUCGCGAUUCGCCGCGCCGUCCAAAAACGACAUGACUGCAGCAUCGCAAUCAACAGCAACAGCAACACCGCUGCUGCACCCAAUCCAGAUCAAGCCGAACCCCCUGGCCCAAAGCGCACGGCACGCCUUUCCCGCCCUCCUCGCCGGCCUCUUUGUCGUGCGUUUCCGCGCCCUCGUCGCCGACCCCGUCUGGGCCAUGGCAACUACUCUCAUGCUGUCCGCGGUUCUACAGGUCGCAUACGCCGUCAUCUGCCUGCCGCCCGCCGGGUCGUCGCAGGGCGGCGCAGCAAGGGCAGCGCGCAAGCCCCGGCCGGGGGAGAAGAAGCGGGUUGGGUUUGAGAGCGCCGCGGGGCCGAACGCGAUUGCUACCUCGCUCCUCUCCCUCAUCCUCUCCGGCCUAGUCACACCCUUCCUAUAUAUCUGCCUAGUGCUCUUCGGCGCGCCCUUCCUCACGCACACGGCGCACACUUUGCUCUGCGCGGCGCACCUCUCGGUGCUGGCUCUCUUCCCGCUGUUUUACGUGCACGGCGUCGACGCCGUGUCCUGGGCGGCCGUCGGCGGCUUCUCGGCGCCCUUGGACGAGACCUUUGGCGGCCUGGUCGGCGCGCUCGUCGGCGCCUGGCUCGGCGCCGUGCCCAUCCCCCUCGACUGGGACCGCGACUGGCAGAAGUGGCCUGUUACGAUUCUGUGUGGUCUCUACGCGGGCUAUCUGCUUGGGAGGGAGUUGGGGGGUAGCUCGUUGGUGUGGGGGAAGAGGUUCUGAGUAAUUGUAGAAGGUGUAUCUUUUUCUUCGAUGGGGGAGGGUGGAGGGAAGAGAUUACUGUAUAGUGAUACCCGGUUUCUUUGGAAUUGUUGGAUGAGGACCUAAAGUGUUGAACUGGACUCGGCGUAGUGUUCAUUAGAUGGACAACCUAAUCCAUAGACCACGGCACUGCUAUAGGAUCGAUUUCGGCGAGAUCCCCUGACCCCCUACUCAAUCUCAACAUCAAUAUGUAGCUGUUAUGAACUCAUGACGCC